Stegostoma tigrinum is the source of this 1274-nucleotide messenger RNA. RefSeq names its product gem (nuclear organelle) associated protein 2 (gene gemin2). Gene Ontology annotation, cellular component: spliceosomal complex; nucleus; SMN complex. Lineage: Eukaryota; Metazoa; Chordata; Chondrichthyes; Orectolobiformes; Stegostomatidae. Gene Ontology annotation, biological process: spliceosomal complex assembly; spliceosomal snRNP assembly. The coding region runs from base 256 to 1050 and encodes 264 amino acids. The record is from RefSeq and is a predicted model, not a curated record. The transcript is spliced from 11 exons.
AUGGGCAGUUUGAGGGAGGGGAGAGAGGGUUCUGGCCUAAUGCUGACCUUCCAACACGAUCACUGUGACUAGCAGAAAGUACAUAUUAUUCUUCAUAUGUGGUUUAGCCGUGCCUUGCCCUAAGCCUGUAUUUCCAUUCCCUGCAAUGGGAAAUAUAUCUGAAAUCCGGCUGCAUCAGUAGUAUGACAUAAAAUAUGCCAGUUCUGGAAAUGAGCCUUAAUUAUUUAACUGCAUGUGGAGAAAAGCGUGACAGGAAUGAAUUUUGAGGAAGAUUUGAUGCCCAGGCAAUUGCCUGUGGAUGACUGGGAUACCAUUGAAGACUUUGAUCCUAGUGUGCCACCCAGAACACCCCAGGAAUACUUGAAAAGAGUUCAGAUUGAAGCUUCGCGAUGUCCUGAAGUAGUAGUGGCAAAAAUUGACCCAAGAAAGUUGAAGCGGAAUCCAACAGUGAAUGUCUCACUAUCAGGAUGUCAACCUGCCCCUGCAGGAUUUUCUCCCAGUCUUCGUUGGCAGCAGCAACAAGUAGCUAAUUUUUCAGUCCUCCGACAGAGUAUUGCCAAACACCGGGAUCAUUGGAAGGCACAACCUUUGGACAGUAAUGUAAUGCUGCCAGCAUCUGAUGAUGAAGAAGGAUGGAAGAAGUUUUGUCUUGGAGAAAAAUUAUACUUUGACUCAUAUGUAUCACCAAACACUGAUGAGACUGAUAGCCCAGGAAUUGACUAUGUGCAGGUAGGAUUUCCUCCCUUGUUGAGCAUUGUCAGCAGAAUGAGUCAGCCCACUGUAUUUAACACAUUGGAGUAUCUCAUUAACUGGUUUGGAGAUAAAAAAUUAUAUCCAGAAUUAGGCAGAUGGUUGUACGCACUGUUAGCCUGUAUAGAAAAGCCAUUACUACCUGAGGCCCAUUCACUUAUUCGACAACUGGCUAGAAGAUGCUCUGCAGUUCGUGCUAACCUAGAAAGUCCAGAAGAUGCAGACUUAUCAGCAGUGAAUUUACUUAUUUGUUUAGUUGCCAGGUAUUUUGAACAGAGUGAUCUUGCAGAUAAUGAUUAACAUGACGGCAGUCUGGAAUAAGAAUUCUGCUAUAAUUUUCAACUUGCUUAUUUCAUUAUCCUUUUUAAAAUGUGGAUUUUUCUAUUUUGAUGGACAAACAGUCUGAAAUUUGAGGAUAUUAAACAAACUGCAGUGACAUAUUUAAAACUGAAGUUAAAGUGCACAGAUGAAAAAAUAUUGCCAAAUAACUUUGUUUUGAAUAAAUAGUCUGACUAGUUUUGGAA